Capsicum annuum is the source of this 4421-nucleotide messenger RNA. Its product is annotated as DELLA protein SLR1-like. Gene Ontology annotation, molecular function: DNA-binding transcription factor activity; sequence-specific DNA binding. Bases 2972 to 3856 code for a protein of 294 amino acids. NCBI's taxonomy places the organism in Eukaryota, Viridiplantae, Streptophyta, Magnoliopsida, Solanales, Solanaceae. The transcript is spliced from 2 exons. Gene Ontology annotation, cellular component: nucleus. The record is from RefSeq and is a predicted model, not a curated record. Gene Ontology annotation, biological process: regulation of DNA-templated transcription.
UUAGGAGAUUGAUGGAGUAGUAUAUGGGGAAGAAGAAGAGUCUUGAUUUUGUAUUCAUAGAUCUAGACAAAGCAUAUGAUAAAGUUCCAAUGGAGGUUCUAUGGAGAUACUUAAAGGCUAGAGGAGUACUCGUGACAUACAUUAGAGUGGUUAAGGAAAUGUAUGAUGGAGUGGAUACGGAUCGCUCCAAGCGUCUUAAAGCACUUUCCAGUUGUGAUGGGGCUGCACCGUAGAUCAAUUCUUAGAUCAUUUUUAUUUUCCUUGGUGAUAGAUGGAUUGACGCAGAGAAUUCAAGGUGAGUUGUCAUGGUGUAUGUUAUUUACGGAUGACAUAGUUUGAAUUGAUGAAACCCCCGAUGAAGUUAAAGCUAAUCUGAGACAAAACUUGGAGUCAAAAGAGUUCAGGUGCUUCAGGUUGAGUAGGACCAAGACAAAACACCUGGAGUGCAAGUUCAAUGACGUAAAACCUGAGGCUGGCAUGAAAGUGAGGCUUGGUGCACAUGCCAUCCAAAAUAAAGGAAGUUUAAGUAUCUUGGGUUUCCAACAGAGGCAAACACUAGGUGGUUUCUUCCCAUAUAUUCUAGCCUUGGUGGACAGAGUUACCUGAUAUCUGUUAUUGGUGGGAGGUGACAAGUAUUUCGUGAAAUUAGUCGAGGUGCGCGCAAGCUGAUCCGAACACAAAAAGUAUCUUGGGUUUAUUAUCCAAGAAAACAAAGUAUCUUGGGUUUUCAACAGAGACGAACACUAGGUGGUUUCUUUUCAUAUGUUCUAGCUUUGGUGGACAGAGUUAGCUGAUACCUGUUGCUGGUGGGAGGUGGUAGGUAUUCCGUGAAAUUAGUUGAGGUACGUGCAAGUUGACCCGAACAUCACGGUUAUAAAAAAAAGGUUAUCUUGGGUAUAUUAUCCAAGAAAACAAAGAGAUUGAUGAUAAUAUCACAUAUCACAUAUCAUAUCUAGAGUAUUGUGUGAUAAGAAGGUGUCACUAAAACUUCAAGACAAGUUCUUCGUAGUGGUGGUUAGACCAACUGUGUUGUAUGGGAGGAGUGUUGUCCAGUUAAGAACUCUUACAUCAAGAGAUGAUAGCUGUCGAAAUUAGGAUAUUGCGGUGGAUGUAUGGGCAUAUUAGGAGUAUAGGACAAGAAAUGAGGAUAUGCAGAAUAAGGUAGGAGUGACCUAAGUGGAAGUCAAGAUGCGGGAAGCGAGAUUGAGAUGGUUCAAACAUGUAAAUAGGAGAUGCACGAAUGUCCCAGUGCAAAGAUAUGAAAGGUUGGCUAGGGAUGAUUUCAAGAGAGGAAGAGGUAGGUCGAAGAAGUAUUGAAAAUAGGCAAUUAGACAAACAUGAGGCGGUUGUAGCUUAACGAGGACAUGACCUUAGAUAGGAUGUUGUGGAGUACACAAAUUAGAGUAGAAGGUUAGCAGGUAGUAAAGCAUUCUCGUACUUGUCCUUCCAUACUGGUGGUUGUAGUUUUUCUCUGUAGUUUCUUGUUCCUCAAUUUCUGCUUUGUUGUGUACUUUGAUUAUUGCUCAAAUUUAUUGUAGUUAUUAUUCCUUUUCUUUUUAAGGAUGUUUUGUCAUGCUCUCUAUAAUAUUUUGUGUGAUUUAUUCACUUUUGCUAUUUCUUUUUCGAUCUGUUUUGAUAUGCUUUUCCUCGAGUCGAUGAUCUACCCGAAAGAACCUCUCUACCUCUCAAGUAGGCGUAAAGUCUGCGUACAGUCUAGCCUCGAAGAUCUCACUUGUGAGAUUACACUGGGUAUGUUGUUGUUGUAUAUGGGUGAAUCGUCAGUUCUCCCAUCUGUUUGUUCUUGUCCAUAACCUGUUCGAUAAAAGUCUUGUCUGAUUUCCCUUGUUAAUUUCUCUACCUCUCUUGAUUUUGCAGUCAAGUAGAGAAGUCUUGUUGUUUAUCCAUUAAGUGAUUUUAAAAGUUAACAAAAUUUAGAAUGAAGUGAUUGAAAAGAUUAUUGUCUAAUGGUGCCACUCGAAAAGCUUUUCUUCCUGUCAUGUUUGAUACUAAUGCAGGAUGCUUUCAGACAGCUGUGUUAUUCUGUAAAACCAUGGAUGCUUUCAGACAGCUGUGUUAUUCUGUAAAACCAUGGAUGCUUUCACACAGCUGUCAUUCUGUAAAACCACGGUCUAUCUAACUUAAAAACGGUCUAAUCAUUUGGAUUUUGCCGUCCUCAUAGUUCCUUCUUGUCUCGAGCAUAUACUGCUGCUUGAUUUCAUUAUGGUAAUUUUUUCUAAACACUAUCAGUGUAGUUCAGUCUGUGACAGUAAAUCAUGUACCCCUUGUACCAGGUUACUUGAUUAAUUUUCGUUGUAGAGAUUUACCUUAUAGGUGACUUGAUUAUGUAAACAUUUUUAUACUGUCAGUACAUAGAACUCACAUCCUGUUUGUUUCCAUAUUUCUAGUGUAAAUUCUUCUUUUACUAAUGUUGAGUCUUGGAUAGAUUUUUUUGUCAUUUCUUUAACCUCUGAAUUUGUUCUUGUAUUCUUUUGUUCGGAAUAGAGAGUCUUUAAUUUGUUUUAUGGCCAGGCCGGCUUUAAGAGAAAUAAUAUUUUGCUGGAAGUUAGCUUUUCAGUUUGUCUCUUUAUAUUGAUAGUGAAAUAUCAACUGAUAUAUUUGUUGCUCUUGGAUUUCUUCUUUGUCAUUUCUGUUUAUUUAGUCGAGGAUAGAACAAGGAAGGAUUUUCGCAAAAAACAAAUUCAGAGGCUUAUAAGACAGUGUGAAGUGAAUAUGUUCUGUAUGAAAAUAAAGUGCGAAGUGAAUAUGCGGAUAAAAAGUUCUUUUCCACAUUUUUGAAUCCAGUGUGGCUGAUCAUCCUCCUGCUACUGAUCAUAAGUUAUUGCCUCACUAAUAGUUAAUCCGACACGAGCCCCUCCUUGGGCGGAUUCCUCCAUUUGCUCCUCUUCCCACAGUGCAGGUACAUUAAAAUUGUAAAGGUGAGUCGAGAUCCUAUUUGAACAAGAAUUCUGACAUGGCUUCUAGUUCUAGUCAUGCCAGAAACAAGAAAAAAGCCAACCGAUGUGGUGAUCAUGCUGAAGGAAGACAAGGAUCUCUUAGACAAGAUUUGAAUGAGUCAAGUUUUCAAUUGUCAAGUGGCGCUUCAGGAUCUCUAGUUCUAUCAGCUCCCACCAUCAUGAAAAUCGCAAAACAAAGAUUACUCAAAUCAUAUUCACAGAAAUCUGAUGCUUAUUCCAUCAUUUUCAAUCCCCUUACUGCAGCUAAUUCUGGCGUGUCUCCCGAACUAGUGCAGGAUGUGGACCUAGCUGAACUACUUCAAGCUUCUGCUCAACUGGUUGCGACUCGAUCGUUUGAUCGUGGUAGAAAGCUGCCAAGUUUGUGUAACCAGUCUGCCUCUGCUACCGGUACUGCAGUUCAGAAAAUUGUGUAUUAUUUUGCUGAUGCUCUUCUACACAGAAUUAAUAGGGAGACUGGGAAAAUACCAUUUACCGGAGAAGAAGAUAUGAAUGUAUAUUCUAAUGAUACGGAAGAGUUUAUCAUGGAUCUUGAACCUGCUGAAUUUGCAAAGAGACCAUUGUAUGCCUAUCGCCAAGCGACACAAUUCACUGGAAUACAAGCCAUCUUAGAUAGUACAAUCACAGCAAAAAAGGUUCACUUGAUUGAUCUUAGUGUAAAAAGCGGAUCACAAUGGACAACGUUUAUGCAAGUUGUUGCUGAUCGAGAUGAAUUCCUGCUCGAGCAUCUCAAAAUAACUGCUGUUGGAAGGUCUACAAAGAUGAUGGAAGAUGUAGGCAGGAGAUUGUCAGCUUUUGCUGCUGAGACAUUACAAUGUCAGCUUUUGCUGCUGAGACAUUACAAAACGUAUCAUUUUGCUUCAAAACAGUUGUUUCAGACCUGAAGAAUCUGGAGACGGAUUCCUUUGAAGUAGAGGCUGAUGAAGUCGUCGCAGUUUACUCAGAUACAAUUCUUUGGACUGUGUUACCUUGGCCUAAUGUACUUGAAUCUUAGUGCUAUUGCUGAUUGUUUUGAGGUUCACCACAAGGGGAUACCAAUAUGUGGUGGAGGAUUUUACAUACAGAACAUCAUCAGAAGUAUGAUCACAUAUCACGGAGAAGAGACUGUUCCUCGCCAUGGGAAUCUUCAAGUGUGGAGGGACUUGUUUAUCAGGUUCCAUAUGGUAGAAACAGAACUGAGCCAAUCAUCCUUGUGAGCAAGUUUACUGUUUGAGCUGUCCAAGUUCCGCGGAUUGUGCACCUUCGAGCUGUAUGGGAAAUGGCUAGUUAUUAGUUGGAAAGGAACCCCAAUUAUCUCUGCUGUUACUUGGAAGUUUCAAUAGUACUAAAGAAAAGUGGGUUCACAGAACUGAAUUUUGUUAUCUUCCUUCAGCUUAAGUUUCUUGUAGGUGUUGAAUCCCCCGACUUUCUCAUCCGUUUACUUUAUUAUAUUUUGAAUUUUUUAGUGGA